AUGCUUCGCUCAGCCUCCAAGCCCAAGCUGUCUCUCAGCAUUGCCGCUGCCCAGAACUCUCCUCGGCCGUCUUUGUCUCUCAAGUCACCCCUUCCAGCUCCCCGGACUCCAAUUUCCCCGGCGAGUCCCGUUGCAAAGAGAUUCUCUUCUUUCCAGGUCCCGAGCUACUCCUACGUCAACUCGUGCUCGUCGAAGAGUAUUCUCAAGAAGAACUCAUCAUUAGGGUCGAGCUCGACCAACAAGCGCAUUGAAUUCCAGUCGUCCCCGACAGUCUAUUGCGUGACGCCAAUUGAGAACACGGAUGAAUACUACGGCAAACACACCAAGAUCUCCAGGGAAGAAAGACGAUGGACGGUACGCGAGUGA
This is a messenger RNA of Penicillium oxalicum, 366 nucleotides long. RefSeq lists its product as uncharacterized. The record is from RefSeq and is a predicted model, not a curated record. Bases 1 to 366 code for a protein of 121 amino acids. Lineage: Eukaryota; Fungi; Ascomycota; Eurotiomycetes; Eurotiales; Aspergillaceae. The transcript has a single exon.